Molecule: messenger RNA, 2010 nt
Organism: Cyprinus carpio (common carp)
Lineage: Eukaryota; Metazoa; Chordata; Actinopteri; Cypriniformes; Cyprinidae
Gene: dnaaf2
Product: dynein axonemal assembly factor 2
Biological process (GO): axonemal dynein complex assembly
Cellular component (GO): cytoplasm
Source: RefSeq, a predicted model, not a curated record
CGAAGAGCGUCUCGAUAGCGUGCGCGCUCUCGGUUGCUGUAGCAGGUUUCUAUGGUUACAGAGUCGUCGUUACUCCACGGAGGUGUCAGUCCAUUUAGUUUCGGUAAAUAGAGCUUAUACAGUGUGGUCAUCAGAAACUUAACAGUUCACGAUGGAUUUCAGCAAACUCGAAGAAAUGAAUUUGACACAUGAUGAAAUAAAUCGACUCGGCGAAGCUCUAAAAGACGAGAAGUUCCGCGAGCUACUGAACGAAUACGCGGCCGAGAUCUCAAACCCCGAGAACAAGAGAAGAUACGAGGAAGAAAUCACACAGCUGGAGAAGGACAGAGGCACGGACGUGCAGUUUAUUCACCCUGAAGCUCAUCACGUGCUGAAGACCCGCGGCGCGGGCGAGAAGCGCUUCAUCAAUAUCUGCUCCAAUCAGCUGAUCGAUAAACCCUCGUGCGAGGCGGGCAGAGGCCGAGGCGGGAAAGCGGGCUACAACUGGCGUUUACCGUUCAGUCUGACCCCGGGCAGACCGGACCGAGACGCCGCCGGAAACAGGUGCGUGAUUUACGACGUCAUCUUCCACCCAGACGCGCUUCACGCGGCGGAAACCAACAAGAGACUGAUGGAGCUCCUCCACAGUACAGCCGUCGGAGGCGUCGAGGACUCCUUCCACAUCAAGCUGGAUAAAGGUCAUAUAAAGCAGCUGAAAAUGAAGUAUAAAGGUGUUCCUCAGGCGGCUGUGAUCCGCAGGCCGAUUCCUGGACACGAGCAGCAGCAGAGCACCAGUGAUCCGGACCAGACCCACACAGAACCAGAACCAGAACCCAAAGCUUCCUGUGCCGCUCCUCCAGAUUCUUCAUCAUCCAAUCAGCCCACAAAACCACAUUACACCGUAAAGUACCGGUCAGUCAUUGAUCUGCAGGACUACAGGUGCUCCAGAGACUCGGGGCCCGGGGCCCGACCCAGAGAGAUCGUCAUCACGGUGGCCCUACCGCUGUUGAGAUCCGCGCAGGACGCUGAGGUGCGAGUGCAGGAGCGACGGCUCGUCCUGGAGUCUCAAAAACCAGCGUAUAAACUAGAUCUUCCGCUCUCGUAUCCCGUGGAUGAAGAUAAAGGAGAUGCGAAGUUCAACAAAACGAAGAAAGAGCUGACGAUCACUCUUCCCGUCCAGCCAGUCAGGAGCACAGAUUUACCCCAGAUCAGAUGUGAUGAGAUGAAGAGCAGCGAUGAGGAUGAUGAUGCAGCAGAUCGGAUCCCUCGCACACCAAACGAGGAGGUUCCCGAGACAGAAUUAAACUGCAGUAUUUUAACCCGCUCCGCAUGCGAUACAGCCGGAUUACAGCAGGAGCCAGCAUCAGAACCUCAGACACCUGAGCAUCUCAUCGGCUCUGUAGAAAUGGACAAUGAAGAUGGAGCGAACAUCAAUCAAUCAAACAUCAAUGGAACGCUCGACUCUUCAUCAAAUACAUUUUCCAGCGAAUCUGAAAUCCAAACCCGCGUGACGGCAAACGGUCGAGAUGAAGACGUCCAUGAAGUGAGCGGCGCCCUGGACACAGAAAACACACAGGCAUCCGAGUCGAACACAGCGAGCGACGCUAAUGCAUUACUUCCACACCAGCCGCUGACGACAGAUGAUAAUGCACUGAUAAACCAGCAGCUGAAUCACGAGGAGGAUCGGAGCUCUUCUCAGGACACCGAGAAGACGAGACGCUCCUCAGAAGACCACGAGAGCGCAGCGGAGGAACCAGCGGCUGCUAACAGUGUCCUCUUGAGAGAGAUCGAGCGCGGCGGCAGAGACGUCUUCAUCUGCAGUCACAAGACCUCGGCCGCCUUGUGCUUCCAGAACUCUCUGUGGUCUGAUUUAGACUAAAUGUACACUUUUCUCUUAGCUUACUGAUAGCGUGAUAUCACAUUUUUAGGGUUUUAUAGUCAUGAAAUGUCAUUUAUUUAGUUUCCAUCUUAAUUCACUCAAGUUGAAUGUUUAAAUGUAGAGAAAAAUAAAAAUCUUUGUUCAGAAAUCUA